Messenger RNA from Pteropus alecto (black flying fox), 2042 nucleotides. RefSeq names its product MID1 interacting protein 1 (gene MID1IP1). Gene Ontology annotation, biological process: regulation of lipid biosynthetic process. The record is from RefSeq and is a predicted model, not a curated record. The transcript is spliced from 2 exons. Gene Ontology annotation, cellular component: cytosol. Bases 539 to 1090 code for a protein of 183 amino acids. NCBI's taxonomy places the organism in Eukaryota, Metazoa, Chordata, Mammalia, Chiroptera, Pteropodidae.
AGAGUGUUACUCGCGGUCAUCCCGGCUCAGGAUUUUUAUCUGCACUGACGGGGAGGCGGGAGGAGGAGACACCGGGGGUGGCUCUGAUCGCCGGCGACACCUUUCUGGGCUCUAUAAAUUGAGCACCUGGGAUGGGUAGGGGGCCGACGCCACCACAGCCGCCCACAGUUGCAGCCGGUCACUGACUACAGCAGCGCCCGCAGGCAGCAGCCUCCAAAAGCGAGAACUCUGAGCUACUCAGCAGAAGAGGAUCUCGAGGAGCAGGAGGAGUCUCUCAGCCAAGCCAGGGCUCGACCCACAGACCACGAGCCGCCAUUGCGAGCUUUAGGACGCCAAAGCCCUGAGAAGCCGCGCAUCCCGCAGGGCAGGGCUGUGAGCGAGACGAGAGUUGGAGAGGGCGGAGGAGGAGCUGAAAAUCCCGCCAGUCCGGCUUUAGCCAAGCCCCCGGCGCGGGCCUCUGAGAUCUCGUGAAGGCGGGCACCCCCUCUCCCCAGCCGGUCAUUCCGUGCCCCUGUGCUUCGGCGCCCGUGCGGCAACCAUGAUGCAAAUCUGUGACACCUACAACCAGAAGCACUCGCUCUUUAACGCCAUGAACCGCUUCAUCGGCGCGGUGAACAACAUGGACCAGACGGUGAUGGUGCCCAGCCUGCUGCGCGACGUGCCCUUGGCCGAGCCCGGGCUGGACAACGACGUCAGCGUGGAGGUAAGCAGCAGUGGAGGCUGCCUGGAGGAGGGCACGCCCCCGGCCCCCGGCCCCGGCAGUGCCAAGAGCAGCUUUUUUGCGCCCUCCCGGGACAUGUACAGCCACUAUGUGCUGCUCAAGUCCAUCCGCAACGACAUCGAAUGGGGGGUUCUGCACCAGCCGCCUCCGCCAGCGGGGAGCGAGGAGGGCAGCUCCUGGAAGUCCAAGGACAUCCUAGUGGAUCUGAGCCACUUGGAGGGCGCGGACGCCGGCGAGGAGGACCUGGAACAGCAGUUUCACUACCACCUACGCGGGCUGCACACUGUGCUCUCCAAACUUACGCGCAAAGCCAACAUCCUCACCAACAGAUAUAAGCAGGAGAUCGGCUUCAGCAAUUGGGGACACUGAGGCGGGCCGCCCGCGGCUGCUCAGCACCCUUCCCGGCCCCAUCUCUCACCCUCUACUUCCUCAAAGCUGUAUUUCUGGCCGUAGGGCGCGAUGGGCCGACUGCGAAGUUGGGGAGCUGUGUACGUGAAGGGGGCGCAGUGGGGCUGCACGGAGGAGGGGGCUUCUUUUGGGAGAAGAGAAGAGAAGGAAGUGGUGGCGGGUGGGGGUGCAAAUCAAGGAUCUUCUUCCCUCCCACGGGGUGAUGGGGGUCUGUGUUCUUCUUUGGUGGGGAUGGGACUGGGCUGACGCCCUGCAUUCAGCCUGUGCCUUUCCUGGAGUUUCUUUUUUGUUCUUUCCGGAGAAGGGCCGAGAAAUGGCCAUGCCAGGGCGCGGCGCUGGGUUGCCACACUUUGGAGCUCCGCCCCGAGCUGGGUGCUGGGGAAGGCGGGGCACGCAGCAGCCUCCCGCCUCCUGGUGGUUGGGCUGAUGGAGGCCGCAGCGUUGCUAGGAUUGCAUCAGUUUUCCUGUUUGCACUAUUUCUUUUUGUAACAGUGGCCCUGUCUUAAAUAUUUGGAAUCUCCUCCUUGCUCUGAAAUUUAAGCGAUUCCAUUGUGAUAAGCGCACAAACAGCAAUGUCUGUGGAUAACCGGUACUACUUUAUUAACGAUUUUCUGUUACACAGUAUAGUUGUCCUGUGGCACGCCUACCCCAUGCCUUUCAUGCCACCCCUGCCCCCAUCCCAGUGUGUAUAAGUUGGCACUGUGUCAGCUUGUACGAACCUUGCCACUCAGCCAGUGGAAAUGAUAACAUGAGAAAGUGGACCUAUCUGAAAUGGAACCAACUGACAUUCUAUCAGUGUUGUACAUAGAAUGAUGAAGAGUUCCACUGUUGUUAUGUCUUAAAUUUAUUUAAAACUUUUUAAAAUCUAGAUGUAGACUAUUCUAAAAAAUAAAAGGCAAAUGUGUUAACAAAA